CCAAUGUAAUUACAAAUCAGCUGGAGUUUGGUGCGCUCUCCUCAGGCAAAGGCGAUGGAAAGAAACUAGAAGCGAGAGGAACUGGUGGGUCAAUGGUCAAAGACCCAACAGAGAUAACUGAUGUGGACGAGAUGAAGACUCUGAUUUUGGAGCUGCAGAAGGAACUCGAUGACCUGGAGAAGAGUAACGAGGAGCUGUUGGAUGAAGUUGAGGUGAAAGGAGCUGCGUACAUGGAUGAGGUUGAAGAGUUGGAGUUUACUAUAGCAGAAAUGAAGCAGCAGGAGGUUGACUUCAAAUCCCAGAUGAAAGAGCAGUGUGAGGAAUACAGGGAGCUUCUCAGUCAGAAGAUGGCAAGAGACAUGGAGAUUGCAGCUUACAGGAGUCUGGUGGAGGAAGAAGAGGUGAGACUCUGCAUCCUGUGACUCGGCCUGAUCCGAUGGACAUCUACUGGAUUCUCCCCUGAUGCACAGAUUAGAAAACAGACCAGAAAACUCGACAAACGCCCCAGAAUGAGCACUUUGAUGAAGCUUAAGCGUAGCAGCUCUAGCCGCUGACAGAUUAACGUCGCCCGGAGGCCUCAGCCUGCUGAUAACAGGUCGCAUGCAGAUGACCUGGAGCCUGAGAUGCAUCGGUCUGAAACCUGUAGGAGGCUCAGGUCUGGCUCUAAUAAUCCUUAAAGUGGGUUUUUAUCUCUGAUUCGCACAA
Molecule: messenger RNA, 705 nt
Organism: Poecilia reticulata (guppy)
Lineage: Eukaryota; Metazoa; Chordata; Actinopteri; Cyprinodontiformes; Poeciliidae
Source: RefSeq, a predicted model, not a curated record